UGGAGGUGUUUUCUCACACACGGGCACAACAAAGAUGAAGAUUCUCGGGUUGUAUGUCGUGGGUUUGUCUUUUACCUUAUUUGCUUCAGCCCAAGUAAAACAGAACUGUUCAGCACCGGCGGAAUACCCACACACCAGACUGGCUAAGAAAUUUGCCACCAGAGAGACGUUUGACGCUGGUGACAAGGUUUACUAUAAGUGCGCUGAGGACUUCACCGCAUCCAGAGGCAGUCGGUCUGUGGAGUGUGUCGACGGGAAAUGGACCAAUCUGAAUCUAAAAUGCGAAAAGAAAACGUGUGGCAGCGCCGGAGCUCUGCCUAACGGCCAGUUCCGGUACGGAGGGAGCACACUCAUCGGGGAGAGAGUCUAUGCUGUAUGCAAUGAGGGAUACACUCUGAAAGGACUGAACUUUAUGACAUGCAAGAGGUCUGGCUGGAGUGGUGAAUUCCCGUCCUGUGAAGUGGGAGAAACUACGUGCUCCCCCCCUGCAGUGGACAACUCGGUGAAGAGUGGUGGAAAUGUUUCUGGGUACCGAGUGGGAGACAGCGUGACCUUCACCUGCAGUCAGGGUUUCCAGCUGGAUGGCGCUCAGCAGAUCACCUGUGGCCCCGAUGGGCAGUGGCAGCCUCAGUCCCCUCGAUGCCUGCCCUCACCAGACAAACAAACAGGUGGAUGCGGUGUGCCACUAACCAACGACGACUCUCACGCCAACCUUGCUGACCAGUACAUCACAAUUACUUCUUUUGCUUCUCGUGACAAGGUGCAAUAUGUGUGUGAUGUUGGAUACGUUCAAACAGGUGGCACCAAGUACCGCACAUGUACUGAUGGAAAGUGGACGCCACUGAAGCUAAAAUGUGAACGAAAGCUUUGUGGCUCUGCAGGAGAGAUUCAAAACGGAGAGUUUACAUAUACUGGAGUAGAGUUUGGAGACACUGCUACAGCGGUUUGUAACAAUGGGUAUGCGCUUGUAGGAAGGGCAACUAGACGCUGCAUGAGUAAUGGCUGGGAUGGACGUGUUCCUGAGUGUGAAGCUGUGGAAUGUGCAGAGCCUCCAGUGGUGGCAAACGCAGAAAUGAUAGGCCCUCAGGAGCCGCCUUACACAUACAGGACUGUGGUUCGCUAUCAGUGUCACGUGGGAACCCUUAUUGGACAAAAGGAGAUUUGGUGUACCAUGAAUGGGACAUGGAGCGCGUCUCCUCAGUGCAAAGAAACAACAUGCCCGUCUCCAAAUGUCCACAAUGCCUUCUGGAUGGGAGCUCGGAAUGGCGGAUAUCUGUACAGGGACACUAUAUCAAUAGAGUGUAAGAUGGGCUACGACAUGACUGGUCCGAACACCAUUACCUGUGAUAGCGAUGGCAAAUGGAAACCUGGUCUGCCCAACUGUAAACGCAAAUUGUCUCGCGCCCACCGGAGGAACUAAUGUGGUGACUGUGUUCAUCCCACCUGUAGUCAACCCACAACAGGCAGAGGAGGAUGAAAAUGGAGAUUCUUAAGCUAACAAUGUCUUUUAAAAAUGCAGAUCAACAUUUUAAUACACUAAGAUUUUCUUAUUUGCUCAAAAUUUGUGUAAACUCAGACAUUAAAAUGUGUUUAAAGUGAA
This is a messenger RNA of Monopterus albus (swamp eel), 1600 nucleotides long. RefSeq names its product complement receptor type 1-like. The record is from RefSeq and is a predicted model, not a curated record. The coding region runs from base 35 to 1420 and encodes 461 amino acids. The transcript is spliced from 11 exons. Lineage: Eukaryota; Metazoa; Chordata; Actinopteri; Synbranchiformes; Synbranchidae.